AGAGGAAAACAGGAGCCUAGCAGAGGAAAACAGGAGCCUAGCAGAGGAAAACAGGAGCCCAGCAGAGGAAAACAGGAACCCAGAAGAGGAAAACGGGAGCCUAGCAAAGGAAAGCGGGAGCCCAGCGGAAGAAAGUGGGAUCCUGAUGGAGGAAAGUGGGAACCCAGAGAACUGCAGCACAUCACUCAUCCCUCUGGAAGGCACUGCUGUCCCGGCGGAUCUCAGCCAGCCGACCCCGUCCCUUCCCUUCCUGCUCUCCGUGUCCUGUUGGAAAGCUGAGGGUCAGGACUCUUCUUCCCCUGCAGCAGGAGAUGCUGAGGCAGGGAUCCCAAGGGAGCUGCCACAGGAGGAAGUUGCUGCAGAGAAGCUGUCGAUGCCCAAAACACCCUCUAAGGGUUCGGAAGAGGACAAGGGUCUGGAAGAGGAGGCUGUUAAAGAUUCAGGGAAUACUGGCCAAGAUCUGGUGGCCAACACUCCUGAAGAACCAGGAAAGGAGGUGAUACCAGAUGUCCACAAACAGGCAGAACAGGCAGAUCCCAGCCCAGGGGAGCCGGAGAAGGAUUCCUGUGUGGGCCGGCCGGCGGCUUUGCAGCGAAAUUCCGCCAGGGAAUUUUACUCCUGCCCCAUCUGCAGGAAAACCUUCCUGUUGAAGAUCAACCUCCUGAUCCACCAGCGUGGCCACGCCAACUGGGUGCCCUAUGUCUGCGUCCACUGCGACCGCAAGUUCAUGUCCAAGAAGAAAAUGAGGCGGCACCUCCGCGCCUGGGCAGCCAACGGGACGUGCCAGCCCUCGGAGCCCAGCCAGGUGCCGUGCUCAGCAUCCCACUCCCAAGCCUGGGCAGCUAAUGGGACGUGCCAGGCCUCAAAGCCAGAGAAGUGUCCCAGCAGGACACCGUGCCAAACAUCCCAGCCCCAAACUUGGGCACCUAAUGGGUCCUGUCAGCCCUUGGAUGCAAAGGCAUGUCCCAGCCAGGGGCCGUGCGCAGCAUCCCAGUGCCCAACAUCCCAGCCCCAAAACUGGGCACCCAAUGGCUCCUGCCAGCCCUUGGAUGCAAAGGCAUAUCCCAGCCAGGGGCCGUGCUCCAGCCAGGGGCCGUGCCCAACAUCUCAGUGCCCAACAUCCCAGCCCCAAACCUGGGCAGCCAACGGCACCUGCCAGCCCUCAGAGCAGAAGGAAUGUCCCAGCCAGACCCUGUGCCCAUCCUCCCAGCCACAAGCCCCCAGCAGGGACUGUGGCACGGUGUGGCAGGAUCCUGGCCCUGCCAGGUGCUCACUGUCACCUGGGAAGAUGAUGUACACGUGCAACGAGUGCCUGGAAACCUUCUCCAACCAGAUCUUCCUGACGGUGCACCAGCGCCGGCACUCCGGCCACCACCUCAUCCUGUGUCCCUGCUGCAACCGCAGCUUCACCUGGGUGUCGGACUUUGUCCGGCAGCACUGGAUGCACAUGGGUGUCCGGCCCCACCAGUGUGGCAUCUGCCAGAAGACCUUCAAGAGGUUCUCCCACCUCAAGGCACACCAGAGGAUCCACAGGCGGCAGGAGCAGCCGUUCACCUGCGCCAACCCGGUGCCCGUGGUGGCGGCACCCGCGGCAGCAGAGGGGGUGGGAAGCCAGGAUGUGACUCCCCAGGGAUGGGACCAGGCUGUUGGACCUGCUGUCGGGCCUUGAGGUGUCCUCCUGACAACAGGAAGCUGCUGUUGGACCUCAGGGUGUGCUCCCAGGGAUGGGAAGCUGCUGCUGAAAUUUGAGAUGACCUCCCAGAGACUUGAAGUGACCUCCCAGGAUGCUGCUGACAGACUUUGAGGUGACCUCCUGGACACAAGGUGCUGCUGACAGACUUUGAGCUGACCUCCCCAGGACAGGAGGCUGUCUGAAUUUGAGGUGAAGAAUGGGAUGCUGCUGCUGAUGGGCUUUAAGGUGUCCUCUCAGGAAUAAGAUACAUGAUAAACUUUGGGGCGUCCUCCCAGGAAUAAGAUGCUGCUGUUGAACCUUGAGGUGACCUCCCAGGAAUGGGAUGCUGCU
Messenger RNA from Catharus ustulatus (Swainson's thrush), 2023 nucleotides. Its product is annotated as zinc finger protein 628-like. Lineage: Eukaryota; Metazoa; Chordata; Aves; Passeriformes; Turdidae. The record is from RefSeq and is a predicted model, not a curated record. Gene Ontology annotation, biological process: regulation of transcription by RNA polymerase II. The coding region runs from base 146 to 1669 and encodes 507 amino acids. The transcript is spliced from 3 exons. Gene Ontology annotation, molecular function: RNA polymerase II cis-regulatory region sequence-specific DNA binding; DNA-binding transcription factor activity, RNA polymerase II-specific.